CGCUAAAAACGCUCCAUUUAUCCAUUCCACUUGAGUUUGUGUCGACGCUCACAUGCAAGUGGAACGAGAAAAACCACGGUCGUGUGAGUUGAUAGACUGUGUACGGUACAUAAGUGGAACGCGUCUAUUAUGACAUCAGCUGUUUUAUGUCAAUGUCAACUGUAUACAUCAUACAUGAUUGAAAUUUGUACUAACCAUUUUCAGGGAUUUUCGAAACAAAACUUCAAAACACGAAAAACUAAGUAAAAAAGGCACAAAAUGAAAUGAAAAUAAUUAUAUAGCUGUUACCUAAAAGCAAUUUGCCAUGUUGUAUGUUCAUUAUGUGCAAUAUUCUUUGUGUUAACGAACUAUCGAACUAUUUAGUAAGUCACUCUACUUUCACUUUUCGCUUUUUGACCAAUAGCUUUAACUUGUAGCUGUAACGUGGUAUUUUUUGAGCCAAUCGACUUAUGAUUUACUCCUAGUUAUACGUUACCACUUACCGGUUAUGAUAGUACUUUGUCUACAGCUAUAAUAUUAAUGUGUAUGUUGUCAAUCGAGUGCUGCCACGAUUCACACGCACAGAACUUAUCAGUCGAAAGAAAAGCUUCAAAGGAGUGCUUCUACUUUACCUUAAUUAUGAAAAAUCUUCUUUAAGCAAAAGUGUACUAAACUGAAAACUGAUUUUGAUACAUCACAUAUUAUACCCCAUUUUUACAAUGGGUAUGGAUACAUCAUACAUUGAGGAUGGCAACUCUGAAUACCUGUACAGUCCAGGGAUACUACAGAAAUUAAAUUUUGAUAAGAGUCCUGCUAUCUUCAAGCCCAAAAUAUCAGCAGCCAACCCUGGGGAAAGCUGGAUGGUGGUCCGUCCUCUGCAAAGGUCAGACUUUGACAAAGGGUUCCUACAAUUAUUGGGUCAAUUGACAAGCACUGGCAACAUAAGUCGGAAGCAGUUUGAUGAGAGGUUUACCCAGAUGAAAAAUUCGGGAGGUUACUAUGUAACAGUGAUAGAAGACAAGCGUAAUUCUAAAAUAAUUGGCGCGGCGACACUCACAGUAGAACAGAAGUUCAUCCACAACUGCUCUCUGCGCGGUCGGUUAGAAGAUGUGGUGGUGAAUGAUACUUAUCGCGGAAAGCAGCUAGGAAAGUUGAUUGUAGUCACGGUUUCAUUGUUAGCCCAGGAGCUCGGUUGCUACAAGAUGUCUCUAGACUGCAAGGAUAAAUUGAUCAAGUUCUAUGAAACCUUGGGUUACAAAAUGGAACCUGGAAACUCUAAUGCCAUGAACAUGCGAUUCGAGGAGCCGUCCUGACAAUUAGCCGCUGGGACAUCCGACCUGCGCUCUAAAUUGUAAGUGAUCAUACACAGCCAAGCCGUUUCCACAGCAUUUUCCUACUUUACUAGAAACUUGACGCUGCUUUUCUUGUUGUCUUUACCAUUUUUCCUAUUUUAAAUUGAAAGUGGUCAAUCGUGAAAAAGUAGUCAUUUGUUUAUGUAUCGAUUAAAAUCUUGAAGUCCUUAUUAGUAAACGAAGAAUAGAACUAGUUUUUAUUAUUCGUAGGAACAGACUAUAUAAUGCAUGUGAUAUUCUUCGUUUAUUAAUAAGGCCGAGAAAGACUAAAAUCUAAAAUGCGUUUAGACUGUGGUUUGAGCCCCUACUACUGGCAUGGUCAAUCGCUCAUUUAAACUUUUUGCUACUGUGAUUAAAAUUUAAUUAUUAUUGCUAUUUGAGAUAAUUUGUUGUGAAUUCUGCUUGGUUGGUCUAUGUUUUACCUACAAUUGCAGGGUCAAUUUUUCUAUCCAUCAAAAUUGUAAUGUGACAGGCUGUGUGGAACUCGUGACCUUAUACUUUUGAUGGGGUGAAUAAUUGAUAAUGGGUGUCUUAGCACAUAAUACUACUAGUACAGUAGCUAUAGAUCAUGUGAAAUUAGCUUUGCGUUUCUGAUUAUUUUUUGUUGCUAAUUUUUAGUUCGCGUUUACGCUUUGUUUUAAUGUACAAAUUGUAAAAACAUGUACUUAAUAUUGUGUUAAUUUUUACUAACAUUUUUAUUAAACAUUGCUUAAUCA
This is a messenger RNA of Aricia agestis (brown argus), 2047 nucleotides long. RefSeq names its product probable glucosamine 6-phosphate N-acetyltransferase (gene Gnpnat). Gene Ontology annotation, cellular component: endoplasmic reticulum-Golgi intermediate compartment; Golgi apparatus; endoplasmic reticulum. The coding region runs from base 699 to 1292 and encodes 197 amino acids. Lineage: Eukaryota; Metazoa; Arthropoda; Insecta; Lepidoptera; Lycaenidae. The record is from RefSeq and is a predicted model, not a curated record. Gene Ontology annotation, biological process: UDP-N-acetylglucosamine biosynthetic process. The transcript is spliced from 6 exons. Gene Ontology annotation, molecular function: monosaccharide binding; glucosamine 6-phosphate N-acetyltransferase activity.